This is a messenger RNA of Oreochromis aureus, 3730 nucleotides long. It is a transcript of the gene c5h6orf89, whose product is annotated as chromosome 5 C6orf89 homolog. Lineage: Eukaryota; Metazoa; Chordata; Actinopteri; Cichliformes; Cichlidae. Gene Ontology annotation, cellular component: Golgi membrane; nucleolus. Bases 655 to 1653 code for a protein of 332 amino acids. The transcript is spliced from 8 exons. The record is from RefSeq and is a predicted model, not a curated record.
UAAGACUUUAUGCUUAACAGUGUAAAAGUACAAAGAGAAGAACAAUCUUGCUAGCAGUGGUUCGCACUGUUUCCUCACAGCAUAGAAGGUCCUGAGUUCACUUCCACCAUCAGGUGUUUUUACAUCUUCUCCCCUGUUUGCGUUGGUUCUCUCGGGCUUCUUCCUACAGUCCGAAGACGUUGGGUGAGGUUAAUUGGUGAUUCCAAAAUUGCCCAUAGGUGAAUGUGAGUGCGAAUCGUUUUUUGUCUCUAUGUUUUAGCCCUGCGACAGACUGGCGACCUGUCCAGGGUGUACCCCGCCUCUCGCCCUAAGACAGCUGGGAUAGACUCCAGCGACCUCGAAGAGAAUGGAUGGAUAAUGCAAUAUUUAAAUUCGGACCCAAACUCCAUACCAGCUGGUGGCGCUUUUUUGAUGUUCGCCCAAUACAGAAGAAGAAAAGGUAGAAGCGGAAGAGAAGCCGAAUGUAGCUCAUUAGCUACCUAGCUAGGUCACUUUUAAAAACUCUAUUUAUAUGUUAUUUUUAAAAACACCGGAGAUGGAAGAUUAAACCUUUUGAGCGGUGGAUCUCGCUUUGAGGUGACACCAUGCUCCAAGAGCCUUUAGCAACUGAAAAUCGACACGUUUGACUAAGAAGUUGUUGCCACUGCCGCCAUCAUGGGGACAACGAUGAGCGAGCCGUGUAUUUAUGAUAAACUGUCCGAGAGCAUCAACAUCCUCCGUCAGUCGGGUUACCGCUAUGGAAUGUCGGAGAGGGAGAUCGAGAGGUUCAUCAAGCAGGUCCUGGAGACCAACGAGCCCAGAAGAGAGCCCCCACAGUUCCCCAUCCUGAGAGCCACCAUCAAGUUUGUGGUGGCUGUUGGCUUCCUGCUGGUGGUGGUGCUGGCCUUCACCUACCCCCAAAAUGCCCCCCAGCUGGGACUGGUCAAUCUGGGCUACUAUAACUGGUCGUCCCCUCUCAGCCACGUCCGCCUGCUCUCCCUACCCAUCGCCAAGAAGUACAACCUGCAAGGUUUCCAUGAGUGGUGGAGCGCCGGCGCUCUCAGGCAAAAUCUUGUCAACUGUUCAGGCUGUGCGGAGAUUUCCUCAGUGUUGGAAGUCCCUGAGAGCCUCAGAGGGACGGUCACUCUGCGACGAGGGCCUCAGCUUGUCCUGCUGAAGGGCGGGGAGUCCCUCAGCGUCCAGCGGCAGCAGCUCGAGGAGCUCUACCUGGCUCAUUCGGGCUCCAUGUCCAUCCUGCUGGAGGAGGACGACGGUCUGCACAACCACAACGUCGGCCUCCCUCAGGGACCUGCCAACUUCACGCUGCUCUGGCGGUUCAGCUCUGGGACCAGGGAGAAGGUGCUGAGGUGGCUCUUCCCAAAGGCUGAGCUCUGCCCCCUGCUGGACAGCGCUGGGACCAUCCUGCAGCGCUGCCUGGUCACCCACAGCACAAACUCUCAGAGCAAGGGUGUCAGGGUGUUGGGCUGGCUGGUGGUGGGCGAGGGGCUGCCAACCGUUCGAGUUCUGCCCGUUCAGCGCUGCCAGAAACACUGCAGCUCCUUUAACCUGUGGCUGACGCCGGGAGACAUGGUGUACGCUGACCCUCGGUACUGGCAGAUGGAGCUCUUUCCUGGUCGAGGCCAGAACAUCAUCUGUGACGGGUCGACCUUUUAAAACUUCAGGAGGCGCCAAGGGAAGAAGGGCGGAGUUCAGGACUGAGGCGUGACAUGGAGAUCAUCUGCCUUGCUCCACCUCUGCCCACUGAUGCCUUACAAAGUCCCAAUCUUUUUAUUAUUAUUACUUUUUCCUGGUACCCCUUCUUUCAUCCUCAGAGAGCUGAAACAACUGCACACGUGGAGGUUUGAGGACUGAAAAGUGACUCAUUUAGUUUACCAGCUGAACGUAAUCUCGUGCCAUAGCUCCACACAGAUAUCUAGAUUUAAAAAAACAAACAAAAGAAAUGUUUGUUUCUCUGUAGGUUGCCCGCUCCCAGGUCUCUGAAUCACCGCCAACACCUCCGACAUGUUCAGCGAUUUUAAAAUAUCUGCUGUUGUCCUUGUUGGUUGGAGAAAACAAAGUUAUAUUUUGUGUCAAAGCCAGAAAAAUGUCUUCAGGUGUGACUCUUUACAGUGAUGAGGGUCAAAUUUAUGAAUAAUGACUUUUAAAUGGAGUCCUCUUAAGAGACUUGUGGUUUCAGAUAUUGAGUCACAGCUGAUUGGUCAGCCGGAGACAAGCCAAGCACCAUGUACAAUGGAAGAACGAAGAGAAACAAAAUUAGCGCUUUGCCUAUUGGCUGUGUGCAGCUGACCCCAGGCUGGAUUAACCUAAACCUUGUGGCUUUUUAAUCUGUAAUAACUGAUUAAUUGAUCAAUCUGAAAUGAAACUGGGAGUAAUCAAAGUAGAACCAGUAGCAACGCAGGUGAUGCCCACAGCUCCCUUUCUUCUUCUUCUCCUAACACCUGCUUAAGUUUUUGCACUUUCUGGGAACUUUAAGGAACUUUGGUGUCAUUUGGAUUCAUGUGGAUGUGGUAAAAGAGCCGGACUGUGAUCAGAACUUCCAACCGCUAACAAACUCAGAUGGAGAGGAAAAACUCAUCGAGCUGCUCAGUGCAGGAGCAAACCCAGAAACUUAAAAAACAAACAUUUUCCAGCAAUUGCCACCUGUUCUGACGCACCUGCAGCUUCUGCCCUUUAUUUGGUUCUUUUGAUUAUGUUAAAGGGACAGUUCACCCAAAAAUUUUAAAACCACGAUAUUCUCAGUUACAUAUCAUAGUACCUAAAACAGUCUGCCAUUUGAACUGCGUUUUAGGUUUUUCUGUAUUUCGGUAAUUUUUUUAAAGUGGACCCAUUACUUACUGACAUCAUAGAGAUCUCAGACUAGAAGAAAUGAAAAUGACAUGUGCAUAUAUAGGGAUCCUUAUUGGAAAAUUGGCCACUUUUAAUAUGACCAUCCUUCAUUUUAACAAUAAAUGUGGUGGAAAACCAGGAAAAUUGGGAAAGGCUUAAUUUAAACGAAUCUCUCUAUAUUACAAGUUUUUGCCAAAUGUAAACUUAACACUGAAAUUCUCUCCUUCUUUUCAAUCUCUCCUGAAAAACGUUUUUAAAAAAAAAAACUUUUUUUGGUCACAUUUGAGCAUUUUACAAAAGUGUUUUUAACCUGAUUAUGAGAUAUUAUGAGUUUUACCAUUUGUAAAGCUGCUGAAGAUUAAGUACAGAUAUAGAAAGUACAUCUUUAGUUUUAGUUUUUUAUUUUUGCCAUCUCUGCCUCAACACAAGUUUUAGACCUGUGAGAGAAUAUAUGGGUGAACUGGCCCUUUAACAUCCAGUUUGCAACACUAAGGCACCACACAGCAGCAGACGGGAGACAUUUUAUUGAUAACACAGACAAAAGCUCUAAUUUCAUUGUCGCUAUUUAUUGUUAUGGCUGUAGAGAAUUCGAACUAUUAAUUUUAAUAAUAAAGUGUUGUAAUAUUAUAUUUUUGAUUAUUACGUGGGAUCAUUAGCACAGACAGAGCAAGAGCGGAGGAUGUAUUUUGUGCUUAUCAGGGUUUAAAAGUCUGAAUAAUGUCAAGUAAGUUUGCCAAAGUUUCUGCAUUUUAAAGAUUAAUUCCCUCGGCUUGUUUAAGAGUUUUAAAUUUCCAGCAAAGCAGCUGAAGCUAAGUCAGGGGCUGCAUCUUUUGAAAUGUUUGCUUUGCAUAGAGAUGUAACACUUUUAUGAGAAAAUUAAAACCUAUCGUGUAUUAUUUGCUUC